AUGAAGGCCAGCCUCCUCUUCCUCGCGGCCUCCACGGCCCUUGCCGCCCCUCUCGAGAGCGUCCCCGUCGCUCGCAGCGAGAUUGGGUCUUUCCCCAUCGCCGAGCUUGAGGCUUACUACAAUGCCGCCUACUCUGUCAAGCCCGAGGAGACCGCCGCUCUCAGCCCCGCAAUCUCCAAGCGCCAGUACAACGGCGACACCUUCAAUCAGCUUACCGAUGGCACGGCUUGCCGCAAGGUCACCUUGAUCUGGGCCCGUGGCACCACGCAGUCCGGCAACGUUGGCGAGGCCGGUUCCGAGGGACCCGUUUUCUUCAACGCCCUUGCCGGUCUUGUCGGAACCUCCAACUUGGCCGUCCAGGGUGUUGACUACUCCGCUAGCAUCCUUGGCUUCCUCGCUGGCGGCGACGCAGCGGGCAGCACCACCAUGGCCAACUUGGUUGCUCGCGCCGUCACCCAGUGCCCCAGCACCAAGAUCGUCAUGUCCGGCUACAGCCAGGGUGGCCAGCUCGUCCACAACGCCGCAUCCAAGCUCACUGCGUCCCAGACCGCCCGCGUCUCUGCCGUUCUUAUCUUCGGCGACCCGUUCGAUGGCCAGGCUGUUGGCAGCAUCCCUGCCUCCAAGGUCAAGGUCAUUUGCCACGAUGGCGACAACAUCUGCGACGGCGGUAUCAUCAUCACCGCCGACCACAGAAACUACGAGCAAGAUGCCCCAGCCGCGGCUGCCUUCGUUGCCGGCCUUGUUGCGUAA
Colletotrichum phormii is the source of this 750-nucleotide messenger RNA. RefSeq names its product cutinase. The coding region runs from base 1 to 750 and encodes 249 amino acids. The record is from RefSeq and is a predicted model, not a curated record. Gene Ontology annotation, molecular function: cutinase activity. Gene Ontology annotation, cellular component: extracellular region. NCBI's taxonomy places the organism in Eukaryota, Fungi, Ascomycota, Sordariomycetes, Glomerellales, Glomerellaceae. The transcript has 3 exons. Gene Ontology annotation, biological process: carbohydrate catabolic process.